AAAACUGUCUGAUGUAGCAUUUGUCUUCUUUGCUUUUGAAAUAACUCAAGAGAUUUAUGAAUCGACAAGAAUAUUAAUGCAUAUGCAUGUGUAUGUGUAAGUCAGAAUAUGGUUGAUUUUCUGGGGACUGCGAUAUUGGAGUGAACAUGUUUUGACAGUUUUGUUUAGAUCUUUAAGGGUUCUUUUGGCUAUCUUGUUUGAAAGAAAUUUUUAGCCCUCACGAAGGAGCUGAAAAGAAAAGAUGAAGCAGAGAGAAGUUUGGGCAGGGACAGGUGGGGAAGGAAAUAACUUUUUGGGGCAUCAUGAAUACUUGAUUUUGGGGUCGGGGGUGGAGGGGGUGGAAACUGCGGAUUCUGGUGCUUGGUUUCGGAUUAAACACCAUCCUAUUAUUUUUCCUUUUCGGUUCUUGCUGAUAUUUUUAUUUAUCAAGGUCUUGCGGUUUCACCAGGAAGAUCGUGCUCCAGAAUCAUUUCAGCCUCCUGUAGACUUGCCAAAAUCUGAAAUGAUGUCUUCUAAGAAGUUGCAAGGAAGUUUAACUGAGAAAACAUUAUCUUCUGAAGAGCAACAGGCCAAGAUCAAUGAAACAAGAAAAUUGAUUGGUCCAAUUGCUGAUAAGCUUCCAGUCCUGUGUUCCAAUGCAUCAAUAUUGAGGUUUCUUAGAGCUCAGAACUGGAAUACAAAGAAGGCAGGCAAGAUGCUGAAGCAAACCUUGAAGUGGAGGCUGGAGUACAAGCCAGAGAAGAUCCGAUGGGAGGACAUUUCUCAUGAAGCUGAGACGGGAAAAGUAUAUAUGGCAAAUUACUUUGACAAGUUUGGACGAAUUGUUCUUAUCAUGAGACCUGGUUAUCAGAAUACGAACUCAACAAGUGGGCAGAUCAGGUACUUGGUAUACUGUAUGGAACAUGCCAUUAAAAAUUUGAAUUUAGAUCAGGAGCAUAUGGUGUGGCUAAUUGAUUUUCAAGGGUGGAACACAUCAAGCAUAUCGAUGAAGGUGACUCGGGAAACGGCUCAUAUCCUGCAGCAUCAUUACCCAGAGAGGCUGGGACUCGCAAUUCUCUAUAAUCCGCCAAAAGUAUUUGAGUCCUUUUGGACGAUGGUAAAACCAUUUAUUGAGCCCAAAACCUUCAAGAAAGUGAAGUUUGUCUACCCCAAACACCCAGAAAGCCAGAAGAUAAUGGAAGAGCUCUUUGAUAUGGACAAGUUGGAAUCCGGAUUUGGUGGGAGAAGUUCAGCUGGUUUUGUCUACCAAGAUUAUGCUCAAAGAAUGAUGGAAGAUGAUGGGAAAAUUUCUGAUUUAAUCGACUCUGGUGGUUUAUCUCCAUCAUUAUCAUCUGCAAUGUCUGAAUGCCAGCAAUCAGACUCAUUGGUUACUGAUCAUUGUUCAGAGGCCUCGGAUGAAUCAUCCGGUGAUGAAGCAGCUUCUUCAAACUUGGAGGUUGUUGACGAGAAAAUACAAGCCCAUCCAUCACCAAGCUCCAAUGAUGUUGCAAAUGGAACCCAGCUAGGGAAGGGAAGGGGAUAUGGCGGAACCUAGCUUAUGAAGUGAAUAUGCUAAGUGUAUGUCGAAGUGAUGAAAGGGGUUGAAGUUUAAUCUGGAGAAGAUGUGGUAGUAGCUUUAAAGAAGACGAUGUCAUUUGGGUUGAAGUAAAUAAGACGUUGCAUUUUAUGUGGCUUGAAGCUGUUGGUUUUGGGAGUCAAGAUGUGUGUUUUGCUAGGCUUUACAAUUUAAGUUGUCUGUCAUUUUCGUAGGAUUUUAUCUUCUGUCAUUUUAUACUUUUGUAUGUUUCUGUUUUGGAGUGGUUAUAUGGGGAUGUUGAGCGAAUUGUAGAAAGGGGAAGGAAGAGAGUGAGAUGAUUAUUCUGGACUUAUCUUGUAAGAACUAUGUUACAUGGGAGGAAGGAUUUGCCUCGAACAAAAUCCAACAUAUCAAUACAAUCUUUCCUUUCCAUUCUUUGAA
Molecule: messenger RNA, 1957 nt
Organism: Juglans regia (Persian walnut)
Lineage: Eukaryota; Viridiplantae; Streptophyta; Magnoliopsida; Fagales; Juglandaceae
Product: phosphatidylinositol transfer protein 3-like
Exons: 7
Coding region: 242-1534 (430 amino acids)
Molecular function (GO): phosphatidylinositol transfer activity
Source: RefSeq, a predicted model, not a curated record